Molecule: messenger RNA, 1507 nt
Organism: Blastomyces gilchristii SLH14081
Lineage: Eukaryota; Fungi; Ascomycota; Eurotiomycetes; Onygenales; Ajellomycetaceae
Product: mitochondrial import inner membrane translocase subunit tim22
Exons: 3
Coding region: 390-941 (183 amino acids)
Biological process (GO): protein insertion into mitochondrial inner membrane
Cellular component (GO): TIM22 mitochondrial import inner membrane insertion complex
Molecular function (GO): transmembrane protein transporter activity
Source: RefSeq, a predicted model, not a curated record
GCUCGACCAAGCAACCUGGACGAGCAGCUCGAGGUAAAUAUUACUUACUAUUCUUACCUGCGCCUGGGUCUGGAUAACGGAGAGAAGGCAAUUAAUUAUACAGCCAGCUGUAUAUCUCUCUCUUGUAAUCUUUCUCUACUCUCCUAAUCUAUCUGCCUAUCUUAUAAUAUCCUAUUCCUCGUUACUCACAUACCAUACAGAAUCGAAAAAAAAAAAAAAAACCAAAAAACCAAAACCCGGACAACCAUUCUCAAAGUACCCGGCAAAGAUAGGAUACCGGAUACCCCAGCGAAAACGGCCGGAGGAUAGGAUCUGCUAAACACCCCAGUCCGAUCGGGGGUAGCAAACACAAAAUACAAUAUACAUAAUCAUAAUCACAAUCACGCACGAUGAGUUUCCCAGGCUUCGGCGGGGGUAGCUCCGCGGCCGCGUCGACGGUGGCGGCGGGAAUGGGGAUUGGAGGAGCCAGUACGGCGGGGAUGAGUGGCCAGGAAGCCGCGAUGGUGAAGACGAUCCAAGCGGCAAUGGAAUCCUGCCCCGUCAAAUCCGUCAUGGCGGGCGGCAUGGGCUUCGCGCUCGGCGGUGCUUUUGGUUUAUUCAUGAGCAGUAUGUCCUACGACACCCCCCUAACCCCGCAAGGCCGCGAACUCUCCACACUGCCCGUCCGCGAACAACUCCGGCGUGGCUUCAAAGACAUGGGCAGCCGCUCCUACAGCUCCGCGAGAAACUUUGCCGUCGUCGGCGCCAUCUUCAGCGGGACGGAGUGCUGCAUUGAAGGGCUGCGAGCGAAGAACGAUCUGGCGAACGGGGUUGCGGCGGGUUGUAUUACCGGCGGGGUGCUGGGGGCGAAGGCGGGGCCGCAGGCGGCAAUGCUGGGGUGUGCUGGGUUUGCAGCGUUUAGUGCGGCGAUUGAUGCGUGGAUGAGGCAGCCGUCGGAUUAGAUUGGGGGAGGUUUCUCCUGAUAUGGUCCUUUCUUUUUUUACUGGCGUUGUGUUUUGGGGGGGUUAUAUACGUUAAGCUUUGCUUUCUUGCUUAAUGUUUUAUCUAGAGGGUUGUUUUGGGUGCAUUUACGGGCGUUCCUUUUGAUUUUUGAUUUUUUUUUUGAUUUUUAUUUUUUACCUCUUUUCUUCAAUUCUUGGGAUUAUCGUCGCCUCGUUACUCUGAAAGAUUGGGUAACUUGGAAGGGUUGGAGUGAUUCUGAUACCAACACUGUGGGAUCGGCCGUCUCGUCUGGCGGAGAUAAGAGAAGAAUCCCGACUCAUUUAUGGAUGGAUAUACGGAGAGAUGGGGAUGGAGGGUGCACGCUAGCUUGUAUUUCUAGGAGAAUGUGUGUAUGAAUGUAUGUAACAUGUACGAUAGAAGAGUUGAUGAUUAGGAAAUAAAAAAGGAGACAGAAUAGUGUAUAUUUUUUCGUAGGCUGAUUGACACAUCCUGCCCAAGCAAAGCUGCAAGCUGCUUGUGGCUUUCAAUAUAUAUCCUAGUUCUGAAUACAAAACGCCGAAUUUCU